Molecule: messenger RNA, 690 nt
Organism: Suillus subaureus
Lineage: Eukaryota; Fungi; Basidiomycota; Agaricomycetes; Boletales; Suillaceae
Exons: 3
Coding region: 102-587 (161 amino acids)
Molecular function (GO): protein binding
Source: RefSeq, a predicted model, not a curated record
GGUGCCUUGUACAGGUACUCAUCUUGACCAGACCGUCAGUUAGCGACAAGUAGGUUAUCUGCCUUGUUGCCUAGGACUUCUCUAAUCGUUUUACGCUAUGCAUGCCAAAUAAUGCAACCGUACCCGCAAAGCGAGGUCAAAAGCCUAGCGCGAAAGGCUGCAAGCAAGCGCUCGAGUUACGUCGAGAGCCUUUCAAGACAUUUGAAGCGAUCGGGUCUUGGGAUAGGACAAUAUGCAUAUGGAGGCUUGAGGAUGGCGCGGAAAUGAUGAAGUGGGAUGUGGAGAAGAACAUCAGCUCACUUGUGAUCUCGCAAAACAGGAAACAUAUUACCGCCGAGGGACUGUUCCAAAGUGCUGAUGAUAUCCAUACGGAGUGUUGGAAACUUUGGGUGCGUGAUGCUGAAAGUGGAAAGGUUGUCGCAGGUCCCUUGGACGUUCAUACCAACGUCGUGCGUGGUUUGGAUGUUUCCCCUGAUGGCAAAAUCCUGGCCAGCGGGUCGUGGGACCACCCAGUGAUUUCAUGGGAUACCAGCUCCUGGCAGAGGAAAGGCGGUCCUAUCUGUUACUUAUACGUCCUUGACGUCUAGUUUUCCCUGUCUGGUCAACUCGGUGUUGCUAAUGAAGAAGAUAACCAAAUAUGGGACUUGGAGCGAAGAACUCCUGAUGGUGUCCAUCUCCUCUCAGCAGGUA